AUGCGUGCCUCAAUCAUUUAUGGAGCCAUCUUGGGCCUGAGUACCUUCACCAAGCUUUGCGCAGCGGCAUCAAGUUGUGCUCCAAGUCUCCCUCCUCGUCCAACGGUAGCCCCUUUCCCAUACAAUCAUGGAAAGCCUCACGCAGUCUCACCGCGCAGAACCAAGACUUGCUAUGUCCAUGCCUUUGGGAACGGACAAGACGACAGCCAAAUUAUCUUCUCGGCCGCGAAAGCUUGCAACAACGGCGGAACUGUUGCCCUUCUCGAUCCCAAGUACAUCAUAGGUCAAGCUCUAGAUCUGACAUUUCUCCAGUCCGUGGAUUUCAUCAUCAAGGGAGAAAUCAGCUUCACCGAAGACAUCAACUACUGGCUGCAAGCCAGCUUCAAAUAUACUUAUCAAGGAGCAUGCUUGUUUUGGCAGUUUGGGGGCAAAGAUGUCAAUAUUUAUGGUGGUGGGAUGAUCAAUGGUAAUGGACAAGUAUGGUGGGACCGCAUGGUGACCAACAUCACUCUUCAGCGGCCAAUUUUGGUUGGAGUCGUAGGCCUACAAGGUGGAACGUUCAACGAUCUGAGCCUUUCUAAUCCUCCGAAUUGGUUCCACUUCGUUGCCAACAGCUCGGAUCUCAUUUUCGAUAAUAUGACCAUGACUGUGUUGUCAAACAACAGCAAUCCUUCAAAGAAUUCAGAUGGUUGGGACCUUUAUAGAUCUGAUGCUAUUGUCAUCCAAAACAGCUACAUCUCAAAUACCGAUGAUUGUGUCUCUUUCAAACCAAAUAGCACCAAUGUUGUUGUGCAAAAUCUCCGCUGCACUGGCUCUCAUGGAAUCUCUGUUGGCUCUCUUGGACAAUACCUCGGAGAGACAGAUAUUGCAGAAAAUCUUUACAUCUACAACACAUCAAUGAGUAAUGCUGGAGAUGGUGCACGUAUCAAAGUCUACCCCGGAGCUGUACCGGGGAGCAACUCUACCAGCUCUGGUGGUGGGGUCGGAAUCGUGCGAAAUGUAACCUAUAAUGGAAUGCACGACACUGGCGUUGAUUACGCCAUUGAAUUGACUCAAUGUUAUGGCCAAAGUAAUGUCACACUCUGCAAUAUGUAUCCUUCAAAAAUGCUGAUCGAAGACAUCGUUUUCAAUGAUUUCACCGGAACCUCGAAGAAAUACGACCCAACCGUUGGGACUUUGGUGUGCAGUAAUCAAACAGCAUGUCAGAAUAUUGUGGCCACGAACAUCAAUAUCACGAAUCCAAGUGGGAAGGUAGCUCAAUGGACUUGCAAGAAUGUGGACAAGAGUACUCUUGCUAUAAAUUGUGUCUGA
Molecule: messenger RNA, 1311 nt
Organism: Hyaloscypha bicolor E
Lineage: Eukaryota; Fungi; Ascomycota; Leotiomycetes; Helotiales; Hyaloscyphaceae
Product: glycoside hydrolase family 28 protein
Exons: 6
Coding region: 1-1311 (436 amino acids)
Biological process (GO): carbohydrate metabolic process
Molecular function (GO): polygalacturonase activity
Source: RefSeq, a predicted model, not a curated record